AUGAGCGAAAUAAACGUAGAAUGCGAUGCGAAAUCUCUCAAAAACCUCGAAAACGAGAUCAAUCAAGAACAAAGCGCAAAACUCGACGGCAACGGCAACGACUUGCGCCAACUCAAGAGAGCUAGGAGCACCGCCAAAGGUAUUCUAUCGAAGCGACAAAACGAGCUAACAGACAUAUUUUCAAAAACUGAUAACUCGUCAGAACUGGAGAAAAAGCUUUCAGAAAUGCACAAAGCCCUAGAGAAAUUUCGAACUGCUCAUGAUGCAUUCCAUGACAAUCUACAGGACGAAGAUGACAUUUUAGAGUCAAACGAUUACUAUGAAGCCGUUAUAGAAAGAUUUUCUGACUUGAAAGAACGAGCUACGCAGAAACUUUGUCUUUGGAAGCAAGAUAACGUAGAGCUCGACAUACGACCAGAAGAUUCUGUUAGCAACGCAGGGUCACGUGCUGGUUCGGAGAGUCAGGUGACCAGCAUGUCCAAAUUAUCAAAACGAAGUUCUAACUCGUCAGUCUCGGUUUCAAGAGCAAGAGCAUCAGCCAAGAAGGCCAUUUUGGAAGCACAAUCAGCCUCACUUGCAAAACGACAAGCUCUACAAGAAGAACAAUUGCGUCUUCAACAAAAGGCAGAUCAACUAGAUCUAGAAACUGAAUUGGCAAAGGCACAAGCAGAAGAACGAGCAUAUUUAGAAGCUGAUAAGAAAAGUGACGUUAGUUUCUCGAAGCGUGAUAAAUCGGAAACAAGUUCGUUUUCCAAACAGGUUCCAUUGCUAAAGUCAACAAUAAAUAGCAACAGAAAGCACUAUACCACCGCCUUCCAAAAACAGUCUAAUGACACAUAUACAGAAAAGGUGAGCGUUACACACCCGUCCACUCUCGAAGCGAAAAUACCACAAGACCACCCAGUCCCUCCACAUCUACACCUACAGAAGAGAAACGAAAACGUGUUAUCGUUCCCAGGCGCAGAUAAAGAGACAAAGAACUUGGAAACGAAUCGCGGAGCCACAGCAAGUCCGAUAGAACAGUUGUUAUUGCAACAACAGCGCCACACUCUGGCACUGAUGUUACCUCAACCUGAAAUUCCCACCUUUGACGGAGACCCAAUCGAGUUUCAAAACUUUAUCCGCGCUUUCGAAACACUCAUCGAGCUGAAGACCGACAGCGACAGUGCAAGAUUGUACUACCUUGUACAGUACACAGCUGGUGACGCUCGCGAAUUGAUGAAGAGCUGCUUGUCAAUGAAUGGACCUGACGGCUAUGUCGAAGCACGAAAGGCGUUAAAGCAGAAGUACGGUCAGAAGUACAAGAUCGCCUCGGCGUAUGUAGACCGAGUGACCAAUGGUCCUUCCAUAAAAUCCGAAGAUGCAAACUCCCUCCAGAAAUUCUCGAUUCUCUUGACAAGCUGUAAAAAUGCUCUGAAGGAUAUUGGCUACCUUAGCAAAAUAGAAAACCCAGAGAGCCUGAGAAAGAUCGUUAACCGGCUACCAUAUGCACUACGACGAAAAUGGCGAGACGUGGCUGACAACAUCACGGAGAACCAAGAGAGAGAAAUUACAAUCGACGACAUAUCCACUUUUGUCGCAAAGGUUGCAAGAGCCGCUGCUCAUCCAAUUUUCGGUGAUCUGAAUGGAGAUUCCAAAGAGUUGAAAGGAAGAGACGAACAGAACCACCUAAGACGUAGAGGUGAAAACAAACCAAGAAGUAACUUCGCAGUUGACGGCAAACAGAACUCUGCAGACCAAUAUGCGCGACCAACUAUCAAGUGUCCUCAAUGUGAUGCUAACCACUGGCUCUCCCAGUGUACACAGUUCAGAACCAUGUCCUUAAUCGACAGAUUUAACCUGGUACGAAAAAGGGGACUUUGCGAUAACUGUCUAACACGUGGCCACCUUGCAAGAAAUUGCCCAAAGAAAAGCUUUUGUAAAGUACAAGAUUGCAAGGAAGUUCACUCCACGUUUCUCCACGAAAGCUCGAGCGACAAGAAAUUAACGCGACCGAAAGGGAACGAAAACGAAGAGCCCGACAAAGACAACACCGAAUCGAAAUCCGAGACAAAGGCGCAGAGUGGUUAUAUCAAAUCAGCCAAGCACCAAAGCAAAACAACCUCAAAUAACUCUACAACAAUUGGCUUGGCAAUUGUACCAGUGAAAGUUAGAGCAGCCGGAAGCGAAAGAAUCGUUCAGACGUACGCGUUUCUCGACGGAGGUUCCAAUACCUCAUUUUGUUCGGAAAACCUAAUGAGACAGCUAAACAUCGAAGGAAAAAGAACAAACCUUACCUUGACAACUCUGGGGAAAGCUAACAGCAAGACCGAAAGCUCUAUCGUAAGCCUGGAACUUUCUGACUUACAAGAUGAAAACCAUGUCUCCCUAAAAACGGUAUUUUCCACACCAGUACUGCCCGUGACAACAAGAAAUCGUGCCUCCCAACAAGACAUCAGGCAGUGGCCACAUCUCUCAAAUAUCCA
Paramuricea clavata is the source of this 2465-nucleotide messenger RNA. The record is from the annotation of a GenBank genome assembly. Lineage: Eukaryota; Metazoa; Cnidaria; Anthozoa; Malacalcyonacea; Plexauridae.